Maylandia zebra (zebra mbuna) is the source of this 1165-nucleotide messenger RNA. RefSeq names its product endothelial PAS domain-containing protein 1-like. The record is from RefSeq and is a predicted model, not a curated record. Gene Ontology annotation, biological process: cellular response to hypoxia; regulation of transcription by RNA polymerase II. NCBI's taxonomy places the organism in Eukaryota, Metazoa, Chordata, Actinopteri, Cichliformes, Cichlidae. Gene Ontology annotation, molecular function: DNA-binding transcription factor activity, RNA polymerase II-specific; protein dimerization activity; RNA polymerase II transcription regulatory region sequence-specific DNA binding.
AUGACAGCUGACAAGGAGAAGAGAAGAGCGAUCAGCCGUGAGGCUGCUCGAAGGAGACGGCGAGUGGAGUCUGACGUGUUUGGGGAUUUGUCUCGCCUCCUGCCGCUGCAGCCCUCCGUCAGAGCUCACCUGGACAAGCCCUCCGUCAUUCGCCUGACCCUCAGCUACAUACGCAUGCACACAGUGCUCAAAGAAAAUGAUGGGAUAAAUGCCGGGAGUAGGCACAUGAUAACAUAUCAGCAAGCGGUGGAAGGUGGAGAUGAACAGAGCGGCUGUGACGGAGCACAGGACGAAGAGGAGAAAAACACAGAGGAAUUCGAAGCCUCGCAGGAGACAAACAUGUACCUGGGGAUCUUGGAGGGAUUUGUCAUGGUCUUGUCCACUGAGGGAGACAUGAUCUUUCUGUCUGACAAUGUCAGCAAGUACAUGGGCCUGACUCAGACUGAGUUGAUGGGACACAACAUUUUUGAAUAUACUCAUCCCUGUGACCAUGAAGAAAUCAGAAGUAAUCUGCGUCUAACAGCAGAGGAAGUUUGGUACGGUGAGAAGAGGGACUUUGUCAUGAGGAUAAAAAGCGCUCUGACUCACAGAGGAAGAACCGCCAACCUCAAGUCAGCUACUUGGAAGGUUCUGCACUGUCAGGGCCGAGCAAAGGUGUGCGUGGACCCGUCUGCAGUUUCCUGUCUGCUCCUGACCUGUCGGCCUCUGCCUCUCUCACACACCCUGCUCAGCAGAUACACCUUCACCAGCCAGCACAGCAUGGACAUGAGGUUUACCUAUUGUGACCAGAGAGUGACUUCUCUUUUGGGCUACAGACCUGAGGAGCUGCUGGGCCGCUCCAUCUAUGAUCUCUGUCACGCACUGGACACAAGCUGUUUGAACAAAAAUCAUCUAAACCUGUGUCUGAAGAACCAGUCAGUCAGCGGUCAGUACAGGAUGCUGGUGAAAGGUGGAGGUUACGUCUGGGUGGAGAGUCACAGUGCUGUCAUCCCCAGCGUCCGACCCUCCAGGUCCAGACCUGGCAUCCCCCAGCCGCUCUGCAUCCUCAGCGUUACCUACGUCCUCAGUGGUGUGGAGCAGCCAUCUCUGCAGCUCUCCCUGGACCAGACUAUCCACAGAUAUUUGAAUUGAAAUCGAGAUCUGAAGAGAUGUCUGCGAAACCCUC